Molecule: messenger RNA, 1548 nt
Organism: Cladocopium goreaui
Lineage: Eukaryota; Dinophyceae; Suessiales; Symbiodiniaceae
Source: the annotation of a GenBank genome assembly
AUAUCCCCAGCCUGUGGUUCAGCCAAGCCAUGGCCCUUGGCGUCCAUGGCCGCCGUGCGCGUCAUGUGUUGCCAGAGAAGAUUCGGGUGGAGAGGGCCUGGAACUUUUACCGUGAGAUGGGAUCGCCGCGCUUCAUUUGCGCACCCAUGGUGGGGCAAUCCGAACUUCCUUUUCGGCUGAUGCUACGGAAAGCUGGAUGCGAUCUGUGCUAUACGCCCAUGAUGCAUGCUGAAGAAUUUGCAGGUAGUUCUGAGGAAGAAAUGGCGAGGCAAGGAUUUGCCACCUGCGCAGAAGACAGGCCCUUGGUGGUGCAAUUCUGUGCCAAGACGCCUGAGGAUUUUCUGCAAGCAGCGCUUCAGGUUCAGGAUCGUUGCGAUGCGGUCGACCUCAAUCUUGGAUGUCCGCAGAGCAAAGCCAUGAAAGGUGGCUGGGGUGGUGCCUUGAUGGAAGAAGAUCAGUGGCACUUGGUCUAUGCCAUCCUUCGCCACGCAUGCACCGCGCCGGAGCUGCGAAUCCCGGUGACCUGCAAGAUACGCAUCUUUGCGGAUGAUCGCAAGACGCUGCGCUUUGCCAAGAUGUUGGAGGAGGCAGGCUGUUCCUUCCUGACGGUUCAUGGCCGUCAACGCGACCGAGCGCUGCAUCACGCCCCGGCACGCUGGGAGGCGGUACGUUUGGUGAGAGACGCGCUGAAGAUUCCCGUGGCCAGCAAUGGAGGUGUGUCCUCCUAUGACUCGGCCCUGCGGUGCUUGGAAGAAACGAACUGUGUUGCUGUAAUGGUGGCGACUGCUUUGCUACAGAAUCCGGAACUCUUUUUGCCGGUGACAGAGGCCGAAACUGAAGAUGAUGCGAGUACCACCUGUGCCAGUGGGUCGUCAAAACCUUCUCUAGCGCAGGGUGUCAGGCACUGCCUCAUGUACCUCCAGAUCUGCGAGCGCGAGCCGCCCUUUUCAGUGCGCUGGGCUCGUGAUCAUCUUCGGGCGCUGCUAGCAGGCAGCUCGAAACUGGAUCUGCUUGCGUUGCUGGAUGCGGUUCCUACGGAUGCGGCCCUCAGCAUUCCGCAGGACAUGUCCGCCUUCGCACCAGAGAGGAAAAUCCACUGGAAGGAGAUCUGUCAAGACUUCCGUGAUGUGAUCAAGACCAUCUCUGUGCAUGAAGGCCUUUGCUCUGAAGAGUCCAGACACUGGAGGCCGGACCUCCCCUGGGGCACUGCGCGGACGCGACCAGCGCUGAAGGGCAUGGGGUAUUCGUUGGUGGUCGAAGGUGCCAGCGCCGCGCAACAAGCGCUGCUCCGUGGUGCACCAGUCUCAAAGCGCUUUGCCGAGCGGCAGAAGCUGAAAGCUUUGGCAAUAAAGAGUUGCUUCCAAGCCGCUUCCAGGUCAGAGCGACGUAAGACUCAGGCGACCUAGGAAGCUGAACUGGCAUAGGAGUUGAAGUCGUUUGAGGCUUCAGCCUAUUGCCUACAAGAUCUCUGAUUUCCAGGCUUUAACAAGCUGGUUGCUGCAAAGCAGCUGGAGACGUUGUGUCCUUCGUUGAGGGGAAAAGGACAAA